AGCUGUGGAAGCCAGAUGCAGACAAGGGGAAUGGAACUGUGUAGAACUGUGACAUUGGAUUCAGUGAAAAUGUUGGACUGGACAACAUGAAUUAGCUCCAACGACAGGUUUCUACAUAGGUAGAAGGGACAGUGUUCAAUGUAACUGUGGAUCAAGACUAUGUCCAAGAGGAGACACGCCAAAGAGAAGGCAGACAAGGCUGCCGCGGCUGCUGCAGCUGGGGCUGACGACGACAAAAGAUCAGAGGGUGCUCAAGAAUCAACGCCUGCUCAGACGUUUAAUUCAUACCAGUGCACCGGGAAUGUGGAGGCGGACUUCCCCGCCCUCUGUGCUCUUCUGAGUAUGGGCAGCACCCCAUUGGUCAGACAGGUGGCCUGCUCCUCAGCCAGCCCCGCCUCUCAGGCUGUGGAAAUUGCUGUACCUUGCAAAAGGGCAAUGAAGAAUCUUUGGUGGAAACAGCGCCUCCGCGUGGAGCUGGAGAGUGAUGACCCACUCAGUGCCAAGAGCAUAAGGAUCUCUGGAUGGAAGAUCGAUGAGCAGAUGACCAAAGUUCUGCAGAAGAUUCUUCCAUCCUUGAUUAAUCUACAAAGUCUUCAUUUCUGGCAGGCAGAUCUGACGGACAAGAUGGUGGCGUCUCUCCUCAAAACGGUGUCUGUGUGCUCCAACCUCAGGAUUUUGGCCUUGGAGGGAAACCCUCUCCCAGACGAGAGUUACCACUGCAUUCUCUCUGCAAAGAGUGUUCUGACUGAAGUGUCCCUGCGGAACAACCAGAUCGACGAUAACGCAGCUCUUGCGAUCGGAUCUGCAAUCUCCACGACCAGAACUUCAAACAAAAACCUCCUGUCACUGUGCCUGGCUUUUAACUGUAUCGGUGAUGAGGGCGCUGCUCAUAUAGCAAAGGGUCUGAGGUUCAAUCGUUCUCUGCUCUUUCUGUCACUAGCCCACAACCUGAUUGGAGACUCAGGAGCAGCUCAUCUGGCUGAGGUCCUGGGUGAGUUUGCUCUCACCCAUGAAGAAGUUGUGGAGCGAAGGAAACUUCUUCUGGAAAAACAGUCUUCGUGCCCUGACUCUGAACCAGCGUAUACAGACAAACCAACCUCAGUUCCCAGCAGCGUCUCUACAGUCUCUGUCAGCAAAGCGGAUAAAAAAGGCACACCCAAAAAAAAGUCACAGGGGGGCGCCAAAAAACGAGAAAAACCUGCCAGUAAAGAGAAGACCAAGAGAGUCUCUCAGGUUGAAAGCAAGUGUGAUGAGGAGAAACAACCAGAGGUUGAGGUGGUGAAGAUAGGGAACCCUUUGCUGGAUCCUCCACAAAAAAGAGAUGGACAACUUUUUCUGCCUGGAAACAAAAUACUGGCUUACCUGAACCUGGCAGGAAACAGAAUCACAGAGAAGUCACUGCCGUUGUUCUUGACCUCACUGGAGAUGCAGGGGGAGAAGGGUGGUCUGCUGCAUCUGUGUUUGCAGGUAGCAGGUCUUCAUCAUGUAACAGCUGAUAUCACAGCUGCUUUCCAAUCUCUUUCUCAGAGAAACUGUUUCCCAUCAGAGUGUGAGUCCCAUGACAAGAUACAGGAAUUGUUGACACCGAAACUGGAGAAAGAACCAUGGAAGCCAAUCCCAGUUACAAAUCCAGUAUAGUUUGAUUAGCACGGAUGAGAUGCAAAGGAAUAUACAUAUUUUUUUAUUUUAUAUAUAUUUAUAGAUUUCCAACAACUGUCACAAGACAUGUCAAAUGUUACAUAUCUGGUGAUGGUAUUAUAUUUAAUCACCUGUGUACAAAUUUGAAGACUU
Messenger RNA from Cynoglossus semilaevis (tongue sole), 1791 nucleotides. Its product is annotated as leucine-rich repeat-containing protein 71-like. The transcript is spliced from 17 exons. Lineage: Eukaryota; Metazoa; Chordata; Actinopteri; Pleuronectiformes; Cynoglossidae. Gene Ontology annotation, molecular function: protein binding. The coding region runs from base 160 to 1638 and encodes 492 amino acids. The record is from RefSeq and is a predicted model, not a curated record.